Molecule: messenger RNA, 948 nt
Organism: Wasmannia auropunctata (little fire ant)
Lineage: Eukaryota; Metazoa; Arthropoda; Insecta; Hymenoptera; Formicidae
Exons: 2
Coding region: 1-948 (315 amino acids)
Biological process (GO): DNA integration
Molecular function (GO): nucleic acid binding
Source: RefSeq, a predicted model, not a curated record
AUGUGCGCACAUGGGUUUCUUACAGUGUUUACCAUACGUAGAUUUAUAGCAAGACGCAGGCGUCCAAGUAUCAUAUACAGUGACAAUGGGACAAAUUUUGCUGGCGCCGCUAACGCGUUGAAUAAAUUAGAUUGGGAGAAAAUUAGCAAACACAGUUCGAUAACGCAAAUCGAAUGGUAUUUUAACCCACCAUCAGCACCCUGGUGGGGGGGUUGGUGGGAAAGACUGAUAGGAAUUUUGAAGGCGUUAUUACGAAAGAUCUUGAGCAAAGCGAGCCUUCCUUACGAGACCUUGAACACCAUCUUAUGUGACGCUGAAGCGAUAAUCAACAGUCGCCCUCUUACAUAUAUCUCGGGAGAUCCAGAUGAUCUUACACCAUUAUCACCGUCAAUGUUCCUUCAAGAAAUUCGAACAUAUGGUGUUCCAGAUUGCGAUAUGCUUUAUCAAUCGAGAUUAAACAAGAAAUUCAAACACAGGCAAAAGGUUUUUAAUGAUCUCCGGAAAAGAUUUCGUACCGAGUAUCUAGGUCAACUACUAUUAACAAACGACAAGAAAGAAACUCGAAAAAUAAAUAUCGGUGAUGUCGUCCUGAUCGGUGAUGAUUCACAUAGACGCGUGGAUUGGCCUCUUGCACGAGUGAUAGACGUGAUCACAGGUAGAGAUGGGCAGGCGAGAGUGUUUAUUUUAAAAACCAAAAAUGGCGUGUUUAAAAGACCUAUACAAAGGGUCUACCCAUUAGAGAUUCCGCAAGAAACAGAUGCUGCCAUAGAGUUGUGCGAAAGAGCGAAUUCGGAGAAGCGAAAAGAUAAGGUUGAGUCAAAUCCGAAAUUAGAUGAUUUUAAGAGUAACGAUACACCAUUAGUUUGUAAGUCAAAAGGUGAUGAUUCCGAAGUCGUCACCACCAGAAGCGGCCGAGUAGUCAAAAAGCCGGACCGACUCAAGUAUUAG